AUGGAUGGUCAACAUGAGCCAUCAGAUUCCCCCACCAACGGGUUGACUGACCACGGAGCGAUUCUCCUUACCGGCGGCACCACUGGAAUCGGGCUGGGCACAGCCCAGGAGCUCGUGCUACUCGGUUUUCGCAAGUUCAUCUUAGGGUAUGCUACACAUGACGAACACGCCAAUGUGGCCAAAAGUAACCUGGAACAGAACAAAGGGGUUAAGGUGGUUCUGGUCAAAGGCGAUGUGUCCGAAAAGAGAACGGUGGAGGAGAUUUUCAAGGUCGUCGACGAGGACUUCGGUGGCUCCUUAUAUGCUAUUCUCCACACAGCCGGGGGUAUGCUACCCAUAAAUGAUGAAGAACCAGAGAAAACGUUUGACGCCUUCACAGAACUGUACCCGAAGGCCUUUUGGCGGCUGGUGGAGCGAGGAGUGCCUUAUAUGGAGUAG
Messenger RNA from Liolophura sinensis, 438 nucleotides. RefSeq names its product D-beta-hydroxybutyrate dehydrogenase-like. Gene Ontology annotation, cellular component: intracellular anatomical structure. Bases 1 to 438 code for a protein of 145 amino acids. The record is from RefSeq and is a predicted model, not a curated record. NCBI's taxonomy places the organism in Eukaryota, Metazoa, Mollusca, Polyplacophora, Chitonida, Chitonidae. Gene Ontology annotation, molecular function: oxidoreductase activity, acting on NAD(P)H, oxygen as acceptor. The transcript has 2 exons.